Messenger RNA from Asparagus officinalis (garden asparagus), 1395 nucleotides. RefSeq lists its product as uncharacterized. NCBI's taxonomy places the organism in Eukaryota, Viridiplantae, Streptophyta, Magnoliopsida, Asparagales, Asparagaceae. The transcript is spliced from 7 exons. The record is from RefSeq and is a predicted model, not a curated record. The coding region runs from base 292 to 1053 and encodes 253 amino acids.
UGGGUUACAUUUCGAUUGUUGCCCUAUCUUCUUGAUUGAUCUGAGUUUGUUAGUUACAAGUGAAGUAGGUGAUGAAGCUGAAUGUACAUAAGAAAUUUGUUUGGCCAAUCUCCAAAUAUUUUGGAUUAAAAGCUUUGUUCUUACUUCUUAACUUAAAAAAACCAAUACCAUCAUUUUCUCUACUAAUUUGCACUUACUUUAUUGUUGACGGGAAGAUGAUUCCUACAGUUGAGGUGGAUUAUAACUUUAUAAGAUGUCUUGGCUUUGUGCGCUGGACUGAGGGCUGUGGUGAUGGUGGACUAUGGUGGAAAGAUGCCUGAACUACAAAAUCAUCUCUGUUCGUUGUUGAGUCUUAUCAGUAAGAUGGUUUCUGUUCAGGAGUCAACCAUUUUACUUCCACUGAGAGUAAUGAUCAUAGAUGAUAUGAUUUAUAUGGUGCAUCCGAAGGAACUUGCUGAGUAUGCGGUGGCCAGUCUCAGUUCAGAGACUCAGCUCCUGUUCAUCGACUUGGCAAAAGAUCCUCCAAAGAUGUUGUUGCAUACAGAUCAGAACUUAGUUCUGUCAGAACUGUUAUCAAUUCAGAAAUUAUUUUUGUCUAUAUUCUCUGUUGAUGAUACAUGUGCACAACCAUCAGGCUGCAAGGCUAUUGAUAAUGUAUGUGCUAGUACUCCUCAGAUAUCAGAGCUAAUCGAUCUUAGUGGGAUAAUGAAAGACGUUCAGAUUACCCUACCAACCCUCAACGGAUGGCUUCUUGGCUAUCCAGUAGUAUAUCUCUUCGGCAAAGAUCAUGCCACCGAUGCUGUUUACAAUCUCUCUACCAAGUCUCUUCAUAUCUAUCAGAUCAUGAUCAAAAGAAGCAGAAAAUCUGACACAAAAUUCGAAGAACUAAUGAGUUUCACAGUGCCCUAUGAUCUGAGCUUGAGAGAGGAGAAAGAGCCAUGGGCUGAGGCAUUUCUUGCUCGUUUGCUGGCAAAGUUUGAGUGUUGCAAGCCGGUGUGGACAAAUAUGCAGUUGGAGGUCAAUCAGUGUUAUCCACAAUCAAUUGUGUUAUAAGCGAUAGCUGAAAUUAAAGCGUUGAAUGUUUACAUUUUUAAGCAUCAGAGCUCUAUAACCUGUGUUUCUCUUUGCAAUUCUGGGAAUCCAGACUGUUUAGGCUCGCCCCCUCUGAGCAAGAUCCAACGGUGUAGGCCGCAGCCGUUAGAUUGUUUGCUCCAUUGCAAUAGCAGUCAUACUGCAAGUGUCAAUUGCUUCGAUGCAAUAGUAAUUGUACUGCAAGUUCAGCUUUUCUGUAAUUGUAACUACUGCAACUAUUAUUGUUACAUGUAGUUUGUAGUGGCAGUUGUUUGGUGUAACUAUAGAUGUUUCUUUUAUGAUAUCAGGUUAUUUUGGUGCUUC